This is a messenger RNA of Oreochromis niloticus (Nile tilapia), 3008 nucleotides long. It is a transcript of the gene ccnt2a, whose product is annotated as cyclin T2a. NCBI's taxonomy places the organism in Eukaryota, Metazoa, Chordata, Actinopteri, Cichliformes, Cichlidae. The record is from RefSeq and is a predicted model, not a curated record. Gene Ontology annotation, molecular function: cyclin-dependent protein serine/threonine kinase regulator activity. Gene Ontology annotation, biological process: regulation of transcription by RNA polymerase II. Bases 58 to 2199 code for a protein of 713 amino acids. The transcript has 9 exons.
UGUGCGACACUGACGUCAUAUCCUCUUUCUUGAUGCCCAAGCGAACGUUGGAGAGUAAUGGCGGCGUGCCGGGGGUCUUCGUCGAAAUGGUUUUUCACCCGGGAACAGCUCGAAAACACGCCGUCUCGCCGAAGUGGAGUAGACGCAGAUCGAGAACUCUCCUACCGACAGCAAGCGGCAAACCUGAUCCAAGAUAUGGGUCAAAGACUCAACGUCUCUCAAUUAACAAUAAACACAGCAAUCGUUUACAUGCAUAGAUUUUAUAUGCACCAUUCUUUCAGCAAAUUCCAUAGGAAUAUAAUCUCUCCAACCACCCUAUUCUUGGCUGCAAAAGUGGAAGAGCAACCUCGGAAACUCGAACAUGUAAUCAAAGUUGCACAUGCUUGCCUAAACCCCCAAGAACCGCCUCUAGACACAAAAAGUAAUGCAUACCUCCAGCAAGCUCAAGAGCUGGUGAUACUUGAAUCCAUAGUGCUGCAGACCCUGGGCUUUGAAAUAACUAUUGAUCACCCACACACUGAUGUGGUGAAAUGUACCCAGCUAGUGCGAGCAAGCAAGGAUCUGGCACAGACUUCCUAUUUCAUGGCUACCAACAGUCUGCACCUCACUACCUUCUGCCUCCAGUACAAGCCCACAGUGAUUGCCUGUGUGUGCAUCCAUCUGGCGUGCAAGUGGUCCAACUGGGAGAUCCCGGUUUCUACUGAUGGGAAACACUGGUGGGAAUAUGUGGACAACUCUGUCACUCUCGAGCUGCUUGAUGAGUUGACCCAUGAGUUUCUGCAGAUUCUGGAGAAAACACCCAGCCGACUAAAGAGGAUACGCAACUGGAGGGCAACGCAAGCUGCCAAAAAGCCUAAGACUGAAAACACCCAGAUGACUGACAACUCAUUUCCUGGACCUUCAUUGGCCCAGGACCAAGCUGAUGCCUCACUUCCUGGCGUUCCUUCUUCCAACCCAGGAUUUUCCAAAGCAGGCUCUACCUUUCCUAUGCCCAUGCUCAGCCAGUCUGGUGGAGCAGUUCUGUCUCUAGACUCCAUAGCCACCACAUACAAUCCAGGUAGCCACAGUGAAUGGCCCCAGGGCAACCAGAGCCAGCAAGGAUACUCUACCACCUGUAUAAAACAGGAACCGCUCAGCAUCCCUAUCCAAGAAUCUUUGCAAACCUCUGCUUCCUCUUUGCUUCAGCAUCCAAUGGUAUACAAGACUGAAAAAAUAGAUUUCAACCCAGUCAAACAAGAACAAAAGGGAGCUGGUGGGAGUGGAGCUGCUAAGCAUCAACUAGCACCUCAGUCUGGUUACCCUCCACCAGCUCAGCCGUCUCCAGCUCAGAAGCUGUCACUGGAUAAAUACAGAGAGAAACAUGCUGCAGAGCUGGCUGCCUCUGGGCAGAAACGUAGGCAGGAACAGCAUGGUGGAGUAAUGGACUGUGAUGUAAGGGGGGAUUUGUUGUCCUCCUCUAGCUAUGCACCAUCCAUGAUGAGCCAAGGAGACAACAGAAAACAAACAGUCCAUGGCAGUGGUGGCAGCGCCACAGCUUCCCCAAUGAAAAUGAAAGUGCCCUCCUCAUCUUCGGGCCAAGAUAGACGCCAUCACAGUGACAAACGGGACAAAAGUUCGCUUAAAGUUCGCUUAGCUGUGCCGGGAUCCAGCAGUGGUUCACAGCUGGAUAAAACCAGUCAACAGAUGAGCAAAGAUGAGCUUAAAAUGAAGAUUAAAGUGUCGUCCUCUGAGCGUCACAGCUCAUCAGAUGAAGCCAUGGGCACCAACAACAACAAAAGCAAACAUUCCAGCCCAAUGGUGAGCAAAGAGAAACAUCGUGGGGCAGAGCACAACCCCCAUCGCCACCAUAAACACAGUCACGCCCCCACACACAGUGGCAACGGCCGCGGAGCUACAGAGGGCUCAGGCAUUGGGAUAGGCCUGCUGCGAGGUCCUCCUGGACUCAUCAGCAUGGAAGGAACAACACAUGGGCCUCCUGGGCCCACCUCUUCAUCUUCAUCACGCAAGAGGGCAUAUCCAGAGGCCAGCCACAACCACCACCCUUCGGCCUCAUCCUUCACUGCUAGCUCCAAAGUGAGCAAAAUCUCCAAGGGUGGCUCUAGUGCUGCAGGUACUUCAUCUUUUUCUUCCCCCUCUUUUCCUCCUUGCUCCUCUCCUGUACUGCAGUGUGUCUCAUCUGGCUUGCAGCUCUAUGGCUAACCUCCUUCCCUCCCUACCUCCACCCCACCCUUCUCCUCCUCCUCCUUCUCCUUAUUCUCGUUUCUCCUCCUCCCCUCCUGUCACACCCAGGUGGGCUGCGGACCUCUCAGCAGUACCCUCCUCCUAGUGAAUCGCCACAUGAAGUGGGAGAGCAGAGACACUGAGUCCACCCCUCUGCAGCCAUGGCCAGCACAUGAAAAUGGCAACAAACUACACACAGUUCAAACUUUAAAGACUAUGCUCACCUCUUUGUUAAGUGCCCUAGAGAAAGAAAAAAAAAAAAACUCUAUGUGAUGAUAAACCCUUUAUUGAAAGGCAGAAAGUUAUCUGCAAAAAAAAGAGUAUUGUUGGACUUCUCAGCUUCUGAGAUGUGAAAGAUGAAAAAUUAUGCUUCCUGACUGUCACAUCUCUGGGCUUUGGUGCUCAGUCCUCUUUCUGUUAUUGUGUUGAAUUGUUGCUUUGUUAUUCUUCCUCCUCAAAUGGGUCUAGGAACGUGUAAAAGGUGGUUGUGUGUUUGGGAAAGUUUGUUUCCAUCGGGGGGAGAAGUUCUUUCCCUACAUGUCAGAUCUCCAUAUGAGAAAACACAAGUAUUACAAGUUCUAUAAAAAGCAAGGAAGGUGCACUUUCCUUAUUUUUCUUCCUCCUUUUUUUUUUUUCUUUUAAAGAAGUAAUUUUCAUUGAAUCACAUUUCUGUGGUUUUAUGGAGGAAGAUGGUGGCCAGGUGGAGAUGACUUCAGUUUGCUGAUAUUCCAUUUAGUACUGUUGAUGGAUGCAAUUUUUUAGGUGUUUAAAAUUCAUCUCCUAAAUUA